CGCCGCAUGAUGUCAUUCAACAUCACACACUCACACAUACAAGUUGUCGCGACGACCGCGCGCCUGUUUACAUUCUGUACUCCGUGACUUCACUGAACACUCGUGUCUGUGAUUAAUUUAUUAUUUAAAUUACAUAGUUAUAGUUCAAAAUGGCCAACAAUAGAGCAGCCAAGUCUGGAUUUGCCGCUGAAGCACAGCGAAAGAUCAACAGUAAAUACAGCGAGGAGUUAGCAUCAGAAUGUUUGUACUGGAUCCAGCAGAUCACAAACGAGCCGGAGAACACUUCUGGUGACAUGGACAACUUCUACGAGGUCCUAAAGGAUGGGACUCUCCUUUGCAAGCUGGUCAACAACAUCCAACCAGGAAUGGUGAAGAAGGUGAACGAAUCCAAAAUGGCGUUCAAGUGCAUGGAGAAUAUAAACGCGUUCCUGGAAGCGGCGAGGCAGCUGGGUGUUCCCGCGCAGGAGACCUUCCAAACUGUAGAUCUUUGGGAAAGACAGAAUCUAAACUCCGUGGUAAUCUGCCUCCAGUCCCUAGGCAGAAAGGCUGGAAGCUUCGGGAAGCCAUCAAUAGGGCCGAAGGAGGCCGAGAAGAAUGUACGGAACUUCUCCGAGGAGCAACUAAGGGCUGGACAGGGCGUAAUUUCGCUCCAAUACGGCUCAAACAAAGGCGCUAAUCAGAGCGGCAUAAAUUUCGGAAACACAAGGCACAUGUAAAUAUUAAGGUUAACCCUUCAACACAGUCAGCGAAGGGCCCCACGGCUUUUGUAAGACCGUUUAAAGUAAGAAAGAGACAGAUACAAUAUUCCUACCACCUGUCGCAUAUUGCGGGCUAACGGCUAAAUUUGUUACGUGAGGAAUGAC
Amyelois transitella is the source of this 863-nucleotide messenger RNA. RefSeq names its product myophilin (gene Chd64). Lineage: Eukaryota; Metazoa; Arthropoda; Insecta; Lepidoptera; Pyralidae. Gene Ontology annotation, molecular function: protein binding. The coding region runs from base 150 to 716 and encodes 188 amino acids. The transcript has 4 exons. The record is from RefSeq and is a predicted model, not a curated record.